Molecule: messenger RNA, 690 nt
Organism: Alternaria arborescens
Lineage: Eukaryota; Fungi; Ascomycota; Dothideomycetes; Pleosporales; Pleosporaceae
Exons: 3
Coding region: 1-690 (229 amino acids)
Source: RefSeq, a predicted model, not a curated record
AUGGCAUGGGUGGCCGCCCUUUCGAUCGUAACCUUUUUUGUACUACUAUUUGUUUGCACACCACCUUCCCUAUUUUGGAAUCCUGUGGGCCAGGCCGAACAUCCGGAGAAGUGCUUGAAGCAGACUACGCAACAGGUGUUCUUCAACAUCAACGGCAUCAUGAACAUCAUCCAAGAUUUCGCCAUGUACAUCCUACCACUCUUCAUUGUCUGGAGGUUACAGAUGCCACAAAGUCAAAAGAUCGCUUUGUGCGCCAUUCUCUGCGUUGGGCUGGUCGCAGUGGCAGCUGGCUGCGUACGAUUCUAUUAUGUGCUUUUUCUUUCUAACGAAGCAGACAUCUGGUACUAUAUGGCGGAUUCACUGAAUUGGUGUAGUAUCGAGAUAUACGCCGCCAUUAUUUGCAGUACGGCGUCCACUUUUAAAGUGCUUCUCAGGACAUACCUUCCCAAGAUUUGGAGUAGCGCGGGAAGCCAUAAGAAGAGUUCUAGCGGACCUCGCGCACUCUACAGUCGAUCGCACAGUGGACAGUUCGAGAUGAAACCGUUUCGUGGGAUAACAAACAAGUCAAUCAGUAACAGGAAAUACGGGGUCGAGGGUCUUACAGAGAUCGAAAAUGAGAGCGAGGAGGCUAUCAUGCGGUCCGAGAGUACUAUGGGGGCAACUGCUGCCACAUCCUCGCCAAAUCGAUAG